Tetrahymena thermophila SB210 is the source of this 1812-nucleotide messenger RNA. RefSeq lists its product as hypothetical. The transcript has 3 exons. The record is from RefSeq and is a predicted model, not a curated record. NCBI's taxonomy places the organism in Eukaryota, Ciliophora, Oligohymenophorea, Hymenostomatida, Tetrahymenidae.
AUGAACUAGAGAAAUGUAUUAAUGGGGAAUAGAAUUCUCUAUAAUAAAUCGAUAGAAAGAAAUUAAGAAAUUCAUCUUAAAAAGUUGAGGGAGAUUAAAUCUAAUUUUAGAGCCAAAUCACCAUUCAGUUAUGAGAUAAAUAAGAAAAAAAAGGAAUAGCUUCAAGAAACAAAGCACACAGAAAUCGAAAGAGAGAAUAGAAUACUUUUAGAAAAGAUCACAAAUAUCAUGCAAAAUAAGUAAUUGACAAUGUCCAUGAAGCGUGUCAUGUCACCGAAGAGCUUAAAUUAAACAGUUAGAAAGAAAAAAUUGGUAUAAAUUGCUGAAGAAAAUUAGUUUUUACUCAGACGCUUAUAAGAAAAAAGAUCUAAUUAUGAUGUUGCAUAGUAUGAAUAAUAAUGGGCAAAUACUAAGAGCUUCAUUAAUACAAUAACAGGCUACUCUAAAACGCCAAAGCAGUCAUCUUAUUAUGGAGGCACUCCUACUUCUUCUGAUAAUGCUCUUACAAAUAAUUAAAGUUUUUCUCAUUCUAGAAAUAACUCAUUAAACCCUAUAAAAAGGAAAUCUGUGAAACUCAAUUAAAGCUAGCAAGACAAUAAUCAUCUUUAUGGAUAAUAGAAUAGUAGUUACUCUAACUAAAACGUUAAUACUAGCUUAAAUGGUAGCUUAAAUUCUAAUUUUAGAAUUAGUUAACCAAGGAGAGGUGAAAGUGCACAAGUAUCUAAAAGAAGCUUAAGCAACAAUUAUAAUCAAAGAAAAGAGAAGAUUCGUCUUUAUAAACAGGUAAAAGUUAUAGGAAAUAUCCACUUUGAUGUAGAAAUUUACAUGUUUGAUGGAAAAAUGAUGAUUGUAGCAGAUGAAAUAGAAGGAGAGGAAACUAAAAUUAUAGAAAUUCCUUCAGAAGAGGCUCUUACUUUCUUAAGAGAAGAAUGCGACAAUAACCUUGACAGCUUAGUUUUGAGACUUAGACAUGCAAACAACCAGCUUUUUUUGAUUGGAACAAAAAAAUCUAGGGAAAAUGCUUAAUAAAAUAGUGCAAAUAAAAGUAAUGGGGAAUUCGAGCCUGUUCAUAACAAUGGAGCAAACUCAGUUACUUCAUAGAGUAAUUAGUAAAAUAUUGAAUAAGCUAACUUUGAUGAAUCUAAGAUCAGCCAAGACCAGAUAAAAUAAAAUUCUAAUUCUUAGAAUUAAAGUUCAAGGACUUAGCAAAGAUAGGGAAGCAGCAAAAAUAAUUUAAAAUAAUAAAAUCUAAAUGGAGAAAAUAACUUAAAUUAGCAAAAUAGUAAUUUUUCAAAUAACAGUAAAAGUAUACAAGAAAGCAUUCCUCGUGGUUCAUAAUAAUUUUAAAACGGAUUGGAUAACAAUAGCUGCUAAUAUAGAAAUACAAAUGAAGAUAUUCAUGAAAAUUUUGAUGAGGAUAAUUAGGAAAGUGUUAAUGACUAGUUAUAAUAUGCAUAAAAUAUGAGAAGUGUGAAGGAAGAAGAAAAUGAUUACUUUAAAGAUAAUUCUGCCUUUAAAUCAAAAGGAUAAUCAGUGUCUAAAUAAAAUAAAUUGCCCCAAAAUUCUCAUCAAUCAAGAAGAAAUGAGUUUGAAGAUAAUUCACCAGAUAAAUACGUUUUUGAAGAUGAAUAAUAGAAUGAAUAAUAUGAAAAUGAUGAAGAUGAAGAAGAGGAAGAAGAAGAGGAGGCAGAAUUAGAAGAAGAUUAUCAUAGCUCAAAUAUAGAAUAUUAAAAUAAUAAUGGCUAUUUGUAAAAUAAUAAUUAAUACAUUAGAGAAAAUUUUACUCUGCAAGAAGAGGAAAUUGAUAUUUGA